Molecule: messenger RNA, 4591 nt
Organism: Hyalella azteca
Lineage: Eukaryota; Metazoa; Arthropoda; Malacostraca; Amphipoda; Hyalellidae
Product: neuronal calcium sensor 2
Molecular function (GO): calcium ion binding
Source: RefSeq, a predicted model, not a curated record
AUGGCAGAACAAGACUGCCCGAACGGCUGCCUGACGCCCGACAAGUUCGUUGACAUGUACAAGAUGUUCUUCCCCUCCGGCAACGCUGAGGAAUUCUGCGACCAUGUCUUCCGUACCUUCGAUAUGGACAAGAACGGAUAUAUUGAUUUUAAGAAGAUAGUCCAGGCAAUCUACGACAUGCUGGGCAGCAACAGCGCUAACAGACCAGCAGACAGCGCUGAGGAGCGCGCUAAGGCAAUCUUCAGCAAGAUGGACGAGAAUAAUGACGGCAACCUCACGCAGGAAGAGUUCCUUAAAGGAUGCUUGCUUGAUGAGGAACUCAGCAAAAUGCUCACGCCUGGGGCUUAAUUGCGCUUAUUGAACCCAUGUUACAGGGGCUUGAUGAACCGAUGUUCCAUGGGCUUCAUAACCCUAUAUUCCAAGGGCUCAUUGCUUAGUCGACAUGCCUAGAAGAAGCGAUCCUAAUGCUCACAUCACGGGCUUAAUAAAGCUUUAUUCCAUGGGCUCAUUGAUUUGUAAGAGGAAAUAUUUGUGUGAGGAGGUAGGGUUCGAUUGGAAAGAUGAUUGUUGUUCUGCCGAAACCUUGGAGUUUUAAGUACGGUUGGUUGUCGCAAGUUGGAUGUUCUGUCACUAUCGUCCGAUUGGGAAGAAGGUUUAGUUAUCAAUGAGACGGAUCGUUAAGAGAAAGCUGUGAUGCUUGUUCUUAUUUUUAAGAUGUACUGACAUUAUAGGAACGAUCGUACGUGAAUGACACGUAGAUAUUGCACGUAAACAAACGAUGUCACAUCUCACUGUAUUGUUCCGUUGAUAGUUUAAACUAAAUGCGCUGGCGUUUUCAUCCUUCCUUUAGAUUCCUGGAGAACAACUUCGAAGUAAAUGUAUGUAUGAGAGUUGAUGCGAGUUACGUUUAAUAUCGGAAAGAUUAGUUAUGGAAUUUGGUGUGGCUCCGAAAUACGUUUUGCAUUGUAAACCAUUCGUGGAUGAGAACACCGGAACGCUCGAAUCUAAUUCGAUGGUACAAUACCAAUUUAUGGAAUUUUUCUCAGAACAAAGUCGUCAGAAAAUCAUAGUUAAUGUGGCGAUAGAAUGAGUGCGUGAUGAGGCCAACGGUAGGACUUGUUACACUGUGGAAAGACGCUCGCGGUAUUGCCGGAAAUAAGAUUAACAAGCAGUGAAUUAAGAAUGAAGAAUGACUUAUUAUGUUGGUAAUAAAAAGAAAUAAUGACUUAUUAUGUUGGUAAUGAAGAGAAAUAAAGACUUAUUAUGUUGGUAAUGAAGAGACCUCGCCGGCGUUGCUUGGAACGAGGAUGGGAGCGUUAAGUUUGAAGGACAUGAUCGUCGCGUUGUAGAGUAUAAGUUAAGGUUUACUGUUAAGGAUGAGCUACUGCAACACAAUCAUUCUUGAUGUAUCAUGUAGCGCAUUGAAAGCUAGCUCUUCGAUUGCAAUGUCUCUGCUGCCUCGGUCGACGAAAUCCUUCCUGCGUGCAAACUUUCUGACAGGCCUCAACUUGGACUCUUGGAGAACUCCGCUCCUGAGUUUCUUGUGAUUACUUAUAUUAUUUGUAAGUAUUUCAUUGGCAAAGCACCAUUCUCUCUACCCUUACUAUUUACUAUACAAAAGACCGCAAGUACAUCUCACUGUGCGAUUCUAUUCGUAUUAUAUUGACCAGAUCUGCUUUGGAUGAGAGCAAGAACAGCGAUUCUCGGCCUGGCUUAGGAAAUGUUCAAGCUUAGAGCUGUCAUCGUACUGCAUCUUUUUUCGACUCAUGUUCAUUGUAGGAACCAUUGACGGCUACAGGAAAUGGCUGUAGUAUGCAUGUAGCACUGUACGGAGCUGCAGUGUAGCGCCGUGCACUGUACGGCGCUGCAGUAUGGCACAGCUUACUUCAUUACCGCUCUCUUAUGUAGUUACAGGCUUAUCUUUAUCUUGUAUUUUUAGACAUUUUACUGUGGUAAACUAUUGGGAAAAACUUAUAUUCUAAGUCGCACCUCAAACGAUAGCUAUUCAACUUGCUGAUGAAUAAUUGACACGAAGCACGUGAGUCACUUCAUGUAUUCAACGUUCGUUUCUCCACAAUCAAUUUGAUCUUCAGUUUAACUUUUCUUGUUGAAAUGCUUGAAACAGAAUAGGCUCUUCUAGAAAUGUAAUGCUGAUAUAUUUUUCUUUCGAUAGUUCAACAGCUGGCGAUGAAAUUCCGCUGUGUUCUGUACCUGUACGCUAGAUAGCAUUUGAAUCUAUUGAUCCGAUAACAAUAACAUGAAAAGCGAAGAAGCUCCAUAACAUAACACAAUGUCACUAUUGCACAUUCUGCAUUCACAAUACAAUGUCACUAUUGUUCAUUCUGGAACAUUGUUACUAUUCAGGCACCUCAUGCAAGACGCGUAGUGCUUGUAAUUAAUACCUUAUGUUGUGGUAUCGCGUUCCCUGAAAGUGGUUAUGCUUUCAAAUGUGUUCUAACUGAAAGAUUCUGUCUGGAAAAAAUUGCGGGCAACUUUGACGUUUGAUUUCAAAGUAAGUUUGGUUUCACCAAAGUUUCAGUUUUCUUUGGUUUGGGUUCACCAAUGUAUUUUGCCGUAAUUUGACUGCCUAAUUUUUCUUGUAAUUUGUUCGUGUUGUGCAGGAUAGGAACACAUUGUAGCAGAUGUUCGUCAGCUACGCACGAGGAUAGGAACACAUUGUAGCAGAUGUUCGUCAGCUGCGCAUACGCAUUUCUCCGUCAUUCCAUUUUUAUUAUGCAUGUUUCACUAAAUUGAACAUGUAGCUUGCAUGCCACACGUACGCACAGCGAGUCAUGCCAUGCACUCCACACUCAGCUUGCGCUGUCAACAUUGUAGCUCAUUUGGUUAUUUUUUCGCUGAGUGAACGCUACUUUUCUUCGCUAAUUAAACCUUAAACUUUCCUGAGCUGAUUAUAACCUAAAGCUAUAUUUCUUAGCUGAUUAUAACCUAUAACGUUAUUUUCUUGACUUUCAAGUUGAAGUUUGUUAUUUUGUUAUUUGGUGCGCAUUGGACGUGGAUGUUAGAUCUAUUGCGUUGACUUGACUCGGUGCUGUGUUGUUUAAUACCUAAAAUUGUACGCUGAGCACAAACUGUACACAAAUUAUUCUUUCGUUACUCUUAAGAGAUUUUUUGUCAUUCCGAGAUGUUCGACCAAACUUUUUUGAUGUAGAUAAUUUUCUUUACUUGUUUAUACUGCGAUCUAUUUUUCACGUGAAAUAUGUUUAACAAAAUCAACGCUGUAUAUGUCAAGUAACCUUGUCACGAUGAAUUAGUUUGUUCUCUGUACGAGUUUUCUUUCACCAGAGCUUGAAAUUCAACAUGGCCUUCUCUUUGUUCACAAUUAAUGGAUUCUGCCGUCGUUUGAUUUUGAUUUAACGGUGCCGUUUUCACAUGCUCAUUAUCGUUGUUAUGAUAUUCGUUAUGAUUAUAAAAGUUUUGUGCAAUGUUUCUGCAACAUUCUGUCUUUUUCUCAUCAUUAUUCGUAAUAGGUAUGCCCUGUGAUUUGCAAUAACAGCUGCUCCGCUCACGUUUAUUUCGGCCGCUGCAGCGUCAGGCAUUUCUUUAAUAUGUUGAGGUAGUCUCGAGUUCAGUUCGUGCCGUGGAUAAUCUGAAAUAAUAAUUGUUUGUAUGUUACUUCAAGUUCUGCAUGUCGUGUCAACGGUAAACAGUGAAGUGCUCCUUGUUAACUGUUGUUUCUCUCUUGACUAUUGCUACUUUGUUUGCUGCUGCACAAUUUUUUUCCGUUAUACUACUCACAAACGACACGUAAUUGGAAAAAGUUCUAUUCCUUUAUUGGUUCUCAUCAAGAUUUUUUAUUUUCUGGUAAUUUUUCAUGAUCUUCUGGGUUUAUUCAGUCACUGUGCACUCAAAAGCCACUGUUCGUUGUGGCAGGUAAGUGAUAUGAAGUUCACACCGGAAGCGUUUCCUCGCUAACCUAAAAUGUUGGAUGUUGAUGCAAUGCAUGUGGCUUUGAAGAAAAAAACGUUUCUUGUAUGAACUUUCAUUUUGCGUAUUUGUGUGCCGUUGGAAUGGCUCAUACAAACUACACAGACAUACGUUGCGGCUGGUAAUGCCACAUGGCCUCUGUUAUACAGCUUAUCUCUACUUGUAUGCCGUUGGAAUGGUUCAUACAAACUACACAGACAUAUGUUACGGCUGCUAAUGUCACAUGGCCUCCGUUAUACAGCUCAUUUCUAUUUGUAUGCCGUUGGAAUGGUUCAUACAAACUACACAGACAUACAUUGGGGCUGCUAAUGCAACAUGAGCUAUAGAGUCCGUCUCUCCACGCUCGUACUUUAUUUAAUGAGCGCCAAAUCAUGCACUUGUAAAGUCAGGCACAUGAAAGCCUUGCAAAUUCUUUCUAUUUGACGUGAAAGCAUUGCUCUGCACUUAGAAAGUCUUAGUACCCAAAAUGAGUCUUGUAUGAUAUUGUAUGUCGAACAAUCUUUCUAUUUGUUAAUCUUACUCUUCUAGCCGUUGAAGGUGUGGAGUCAUUUCUAUUUAUAUAUAAUAUAUAUGUAUGUAUGACGAGCUCUUAUAUAAUGUAGUAUAUUAUAUAUGGUGUACGAAUAAAGCCUGUCUCUGUCGUGUC